AUGCAAGAACCUUAUGUUGGAGCAAAGGCACACUUAACAGUGGGUCCACAAUACCGUGUAAUUCAAAAGGUCACUAAUGAUAUCAACAAGCCAGUGAGAUCUGCAAUAGUUGUCAUAGACCCUAAUAUUAACUUCACUAUCAAUCCAAACUUACUAACCGAAGACAUCGUAGGCAUUGUACUAAAAAUAGAUAAUCAUAACAUUGGUUUUAUUAGUAUCUACUUGCAUGAAAAAGGUGUAAUUGAAGAAGACUUGGCCACGAUUAAGACAUUCGUGGAAGCAAUGCAGACAGAAGACGUCAUCAUUGGUGGCGAUGCAAAUGCCAGCAGCAUCUGGUGGGGUUGUAAGGCGGAUGACAACAGAGGAACACAGAUUAUGGAAACUUUCGCCGAACUCAAUUUGGAGGUACUUAACACAGGGAAAGUACCUACUUUUAGCGCAUACAGAAGGGAUACCCUCUGCUCCAGCAUUAUAGACAUUACCGCUUGCACAACAUCACUCUUGCAUAAAGUUGAGAAUUGGGGAGUUGAUAAUUCUUUCUGUACUUUAUCUAACCACAAGCCAAUUCUCUUCAAAUUGAGCAUGUCAUCUUCAUUUACUGAGAUAAAAAUCAAUAGCACCAGAAAAUACAAUACAAGGAAAGCAAAUUGGUGUCGUUUUAACUCUGAAUUCCGGAAGACACUUGACAACAAUGGUCUAACCAAGAAAAGAAUAGAGGAAAUUAUGACGACACAGCAGGUCGAAGAAAUUGUUAACACAUACACAGAAAGCAUAACAAAGGCAUGUGAUGAGACGAUUCCGAAAAUAAAUAGAAAAAAGGUUUCUAAAGCGGCUAAAUGGUGGAACACAGAAAUUAAAGAAAAAAAGGAGAUAAUGAUUAGAUUAAGAAGAAGAAUAAGGAAUGCACACCCUACUAGAAAGAACUGGGUCAUAGAACAAUAUCUCGAAGCACGACAGCAAUAUAAAAAAAGCAUAGAAGAUGCCACAACCAAAAGUUGGAAAGAAUUAUGCACGAACGAGCAGAAAGAAAACGUGUGGCAACGCACAUAUCGCAUACUGAAGGUCUGCUCUAAUAGAGAGGAAGAUAAACUACUUAAAGACCAAAAUGGAGCAAUCCUUUCAGAAAAAGAGUCAGCAAUACUUCUAGCUGAAACUUUUUAUCCUAAAGACAGCUCAAACACCGAUACAAAGGAUCAAAAUGAAAUUAGAACAAAAACAAAUGAAUUUAUAGCACAAUUCGGAAACAACGCAACAGAGAUUAAGACACCAUUCGCUAGAACUGAAAUAGACCAAAUACUAAGUAACAUGAAUCCGAAAAAAGCCCCAGGAGAAGACGGCCUGACAUCCGACAUAUGCCAAGCAGCUUAUAACAGUAACCCAGAGCUUUUGGAACUACUCUACAACAAAUGCCUCCAAUUAGGAUAUUUUCCCAAAACCUGGAAAAAGGCAACAAUCAAGGUAAUCCCAAAACCCAACAAAGAAGAUUACACCCAUCCUAAAGCAUACAGACCUAUUGGCUUGCUACCAGUACUUGGUAAAAUACUGGAAAAACUUUUUACGAAUAGAGUCCAAUGGCAGUUAGGAAAAGACGAAAGGAUGAACCAGAGACAGUAUGGAUUCACUCCACAGAGAAGCACCGAGGAUGCAUUAUAUGAUACUAUAACAUUAAUUAAAAAUGGACUAAAAAAGAAAGAAAUAGUAAUACUAGUGUCAUUAGAUAUUGAGGGCGCAUUCGAUAACGCAUGGUGGCCCGCAAUUAUUACAGAACUCAGAAACAAACAAGUUGAACCUACGAUGUUAAAACUUAUAAUUAGUUACUUAUCAGACCGUGAAAUAAACUUAAACUAUGCCAACGAAAAUAUUACAUUAAAAACUAAUAAAGGAUGUAUCCAAGGAUCGACUUGCGGCCCCAUGCUGUGGAAUAUUCAACUUGAUCCCUUACUUCAGACAACGGAAAUCUCUGCAGCCCACGUACAAGCCUUUGCUGACGACAUCUUAAUAAUAGCCUCAAAUAAAGAUGGACAACAACUAGAAAAAGAUGUAAACGAUACUCUUAAAACAAUUUUAGAAUGGGGACAAAAACACAAGCUAAAAUUUGCCCCACAUAAAACUCAAAGCACAAUAAUAACAAAAAAGCUUAAAUUUCAUCGCCCCAAACUACUUAUGGAUGGAAUAACCUUAGCAUACACAGAUCAACUCAAAAUUCUUGGUUUAAUUAUAGAUAAAAACUUAAACUUUAAGCCUCAUUUAGACUAUAUUUGCAGUAAAGCAGUUCGAUUUUACAAGACGCUAUCAAGAGCAGCACGAGCACAAUGGGGCCUUAACUCGGACAUAUUGUUUACUGGCCACGGUGGUAACAAGGCCUAUCUUUUUAGAUUUAAGCUUUCAUCAUCCCCAUACUGCACAUGUGAUGAUAGUACAGAACAAACAAUAGAACAUCUAAUUAUAGACUGCCCAAGAUUUGGCAAAAAAAGAUAUGAGUGUGAAUGCAAUAUGGGAAUGAACAUAGUACGUAAGAAUCUUAGCACUAUUAUGGCUGACAACGAUUGUAGAUCUCACUUCAUACACUUCGCUCUUUCAAUAUUAAGGGUUGUUAACACGGAAAACGGGAGUACUAUAGUAGACUAA
Molecule: messenger RNA, 2628 nt
Organism: Parnassius mnemosyne (clouded apollo)
Lineage: Eukaryota; Metazoa; Arthropoda; Insecta; Lepidoptera; Papilionidae
Source: the annotation of a GenBank genome assembly